Colletotrichum costaricense is the source of this 906-nucleotide messenger RNA. RefSeq names its product pyrimidine 5'-nucleotidase. The record is from RefSeq and is a predicted model, not a curated record. NCBI's taxonomy places the organism in Eukaryota, Fungi, Ascomycota, Sordariomycetes, Glomerellales, Glomerellaceae. Gene Ontology annotation, biological process: pyrimidine nucleobase metabolic process; nucleotide catabolic process. Gene Ontology annotation, molecular function: nucleotidase activity. The transcript is spliced from 4 exons. Bases 1 to 906 code for a protein of 301 amino acids.
AUGCCGAUCAGACUCCCACCAAACAUACCUCGAAGCUUCUCUUCUUCAGCCCGACUUCGGUCCUUUCCUUCACCAAAGACCCGGCCUUACACAACAAGGCGCGGCAUUGAGCAUCGCAAGCCCCUUUUGUUUUCACCCUCCAUUCUCAGACAUACAAUAGACGGCGCCUGCUAUACGACAUCAGCCAUGAAUACCAGCAAAACCCACACAAAUGGAGUGUCAACUUCAAAGCCUGUGCUGUUUUUUGACAUUGAUAACUGCCUCUACCCGAGGAGUUCAAAAGUCCAGGACCACAUGGCACAGCUAAUUGACGAGUACUUCGUAAAGCACCUUUCCCUCCAGUGGGACGAUGCCGUGAAAUUGCACAAGGAGUAUUACACCAACUACGGCCUUGCGAUUGAAGGCCUGGUUCGCCACCAUGAGAUCGACCCUCUAGAAUACAACGCCCAGGUCGACGACGCCCUGCCUCUUGAGGAUAUCCUCAGUCCGAACCCUGAGCUGCGCGAGCUGCUCGAAGAUGUCGAUAAGAGCAAGUGUACCAUGUGGCUCCUCACCAACGCCUACGUAAACCACGCUAAGCGCGUGACCAAGCUGCUGGGUAUUGACGAUCUCUUUGAUGGCCUCACUUUCUGCGACUAUGGACAGGCACCGCUUGUCUGCAAGCCUGCCAAGGAGAUGUACUUGAGGGCUAUGCGUGAGGCGGGCGUCGAGAAGAUGGAGGAUUGCUACUUUGUUGACGACUCUUACCUGAACUGCCAAAAGGCCCAGGGCUAUGGGUGGAACGUAGCCCAUCUCGUCGAGGAGGAUCUCCCUGUGCCGAAGACGCCUGCAUCCGCUCAUCAGAUCCGUCACCUCAGGGAGCUGCGAGACACCUUUCCUCAAUUCUUCAAGUCCAAGAACGCUUAG